AACCCGGCAAUUGCGACUGAAUAUACCAUGCACUCUGCACCUGCGACGGUGGCUCAAUAUUCGCCAAGCGGGUAUUACAUCGCUUCUGGUGAUAUGCAGGGCAGCGUCCGUAUUUGGGAUACGAUCCAAGCGGAACAAAUUCUGAAGAAUGAGGUCAAAGUCAUCGCCGGAAGGAUCAAUGACAUUGCCUGGGAUUCCGAGAGCAAAAGAUUAAUUGCUGUCGGUGAUGGUAAAGAACGCCGCGGACACGCAUUCAUGUUCGAUACCGGAUCAUCCGCCGGGGAAAUAAUUGGACAUUUAAAAGUGAUCAACAGCGUUAGCAUUCGUCAACAACGCCCAUUCCGCGCUGCCACUGGAUCCGAUGACUUCACUGUUGUAUUCUAUCAUGGCGCACCAUACAAAUACAAUUUUACCAUUAGGGAUCACACGGCAUUUGUUCAGAGUGUAAAAUUUUCCCCGGACGGUGAAAAGCUGGUGACUGCUGGUUCGGACAAAAAAAUAUUUUUAUACGAGGGAAAGACGGGCAAUAAAUUGUCAAAUCUUUCGGAAGCUGCUGGCGAGGGAGCACACACUGGCGGGGUGUACGCCGUUUCAUGGUCACCAGAUAGCAAACGAAUAUUGACCUCUUCUGGCGACAAGACAGUCAAGAUCUGGGAUAUUGAAACUCAAAAAGUUGUCCAGUAG
Molecule: messenger RNA, 684 nt
Organism: Acaulospora colombiana
Lineage: Eukaryota; Fungi; Glomeromycota; Glomeromycetes; Diversisporales; Acaulosporaceae
Source: the annotation of a GenBank genome assembly